Molecule: messenger RNA, 957 nt
Organism: Pestalotiopsis fici W106-1
Lineage: Eukaryota; Fungi; Ascomycota; Sordariomycetes; Amphisphaeriales; Sporocadaceae
Exons: 2
Coding region: 1-957 (318 amino acids)
Biological process (GO): error-prone translesion synthesis; error-free translesion synthesis
Cellular component (GO): nucleus
Molecular function (GO): deoxycytidyl transferase activity; DNA-directed DNA polymerase activity
Source: RefSeq, a predicted model, not a curated record
AUGCCAUCACCACACAAAUCAGAUAUACCAAAGGCCGCCACGCCCAAGUUUGGCUCAUCUUUUGAUCCGUGGAACUCUUCGUCUACCGGCCACCAGCGAGCAGAAAACCGCCUGGGAGGAAGUACAGGAUGGCGGGACUCGAGGAGCGCAAAGCUUCAGUCACAAUUCCGGAGCGGAGCCGGCGGCGGCCAGCGCAUGUCUGAUGCCGUCGGGGCGGGAUCACAACACUGGGAUCCAGAAUUGCAAGGCAUUGUGCCACCGGAGCUUCGUGCUCGAGCCAAGAAUUCAGUCAUGGACAUGUUGGUCAAACCGGGGACCAUGAAACGGAGCUUGAGCUCGACAUCACGGGGGUCCGACCAGUCCUCGUUGGCCAACGGAGACGAAAACAAACUGACGGCAGAGGAAAACUUGGCGAGGCGGCGCAAGUCAGAGGAUGAAUCGCAGCAGGAGAAGAUCGACAGACCAAGAAAGAUUUUCGAUGGCGUCGUGGUCUACGUCAAUGGCAGCACAUACCCCGUUAUAUCAGACCACAAACUCAAGCAUUUACUCGCUGAACACGGUGCCAGAAUGUCAAUUCAUCUGGGUAGGAGGCAAGUCACGCAUGUCAUACUUGGACGUCCAGCCGGUGGUGGCAACGGUGGUGGUGGAGGCCUCGCCGGAGGCAAGCUUCAAAAGGAGAUACAAAAAGUUGGUGGCGCUGCCGUGAAGUUUGUGGGAGUCGAAUGGAUCAUGGAGAGUAUCAAGGCUGGCAAGCGAUUACCGGAAGCAAGAUUUAGCAACCUGAAGAUGGCCGCAAAAGGCCAACAAAGCGUCUUUGGCAUGGCGUCCAAACCGCCGAGCUCAACAAAGUUCUCCCGUGGAGAGCUUACAAUAGAUAAGUCUAGCGAACCGAAAGCAACGCCAUCACGGCCUCCGGAUGACGAACCACCUCCGAGUGGCCAACGCCCACAGAUUUAG